AUGGUGCUUUUGCGCCAAAAGUUUGGAAGUGCUUAUCCUGUCAAUUCUGAAAGGAGUUGCAGUAUGAGAGGAGAUUUUGCGUCAGCGGUAGUCUCUUCGGUGCUGAAUCCAUGGAGUGCAGGAGUUGAAGCGAAGAUGGAAGCAUGGUGCAAUGGACGAUGGCAUGGAGACAGCACAUGAUGAUCCAAAAUGUUAAAAAAUGUUAAAAAUUGAAGACACUGAAGAAAAUGAAGUUUUAGUGAACCUUGAAGAUACCUAAAUUGUCAAUUGAGUUGAUGCUAG
Messenger RNA from Blepharisma stoltei, 282 nucleotides. NCBI's taxonomy places the organism in Eukaryota, Ciliophora, Heterotrichea, Heterotrichida, Blepharismidae. The record is from the annotation of a GenBank genome assembly.